CCGACUGGGAGUUACCUCAGCGCUUUCCGAGAUAUGAGAUCUGGCCGUUUUCCAGUCGGUGCACUUUUUUAUUAAAGAAGAAAACCCCGAAAAUCACGGGGCAAAAAAAAAGAGCGAAAGAGACGCACACGCAUUUGAAGAGGUCACCCAGAAAAACAGCGUUCAGCGGCUUUCUGCCGGCGGAUCAGUCGGAAUCUGCGGUGUACGCUCGGAGUCUCUCUCCCCCAACCCCCCCGUGCGCGCGCGCGCGUGUGUGCGUGUGUUUACAAGUGUUUGAACGACUGCCAAAAGAAGAAGGGAGGAAAACGCCAAGGAAGGAGGGAUGGUGGACAAUUCAAGCAGUAGUAAGGCACAAAUGCCCGGAAUGUCUCAGGAGCCUGGUGUGGCCUUUCCUCCAAGCACCUCCGCAGGAGGAAUGAAACUAGAAGCAGUGAUGGAGCAGCUCCAACGCCAGCAGCAGGCACGAUUAGAAAUGGAGCGCAAGGAGAGAAAGAUACGAGAAGCCCACAUCAUGUACGCUCAGCAGGUUGCUGCCCAACAGGCCAUCUUAGCAGCUGCUCGGGCUUCUGGAGCCAGCUUCAUGGGGAAAGGCCUGCCUGGAGGCAUCGCUGGUGGUGGAUUGCCUCCCCGGGUGUCCAAUCAGAGCAGUGUAGACUCAGACAGAGAGGAUGACGAGGACAGAGGUCGGGAUUCUGGAGAUGAGGACGAUGACAAUGAGAUGAUGGAAGGGGAUGAGGGCAGCGAUGAUGAUGAGGGAAGCGCCAGUGGUCUGGAGUUCCUCCGCAAGCAAACCCUUGCUUUACAGCAGAAUGCCUCACGAAUCCCAGCCCGUCCAUUUGGCAGUUACUCUGCAUCGGCUCCCCAGAGGACCGCUUCCCCACCUGUUAGAGUGAAGCAGGAACCUGACGAGGGCCUGUCUCCUGCAGGGGCACACUCUGCUACUUCUCCUAAUGGACAAGCUGACUGGGGCUUUGAUGACCACUUUAGACAGAAUGGCAGUGCAGGAUGGGCAGAUGAGGCUGACAGCAGCAGAGGAAGAGGAGAGGCCUCCAGAGACUUUGCUAAGCUGUAUGAGCUUGAUAAUGACCCAAAAAGAAAAGAGUUUUUGGAUGAUCUCUUUGCCUUCAUGCAAAAAAGAGGAACCCCAGUCAAUCGUAUUCCAAUCAUGGCCAAGCAGGUCCUAGAUCUGUACAUGCUGUACAAGCUGGUGACAGAAAAGGGAGGCCUCGUCGAGGUUAUCAAUAAGAAGAUCUGGAGAGAAAUCACAAAGGGACUCAACCUGCCUACCUCCAUCACCAGUGCUGCUUUUACUCUGCGGACACAGUACAUGAAAUACCUGUACCCGUAUGAGUGUGAGAGGAAAGGCCUCAGCUCCCCAGGCGAGCUUCAGGCUGCCAUCGAUAGUAACCGACGUGAGGGUCGCCGUCCAUCCUACAGCAGCAGCCUCUUCCGCUUUUCUCCCUCUCCCAGCACUGCUCCCCACAUCCUCUCACCCCCAAAGAUGCACCUUUCCAGUCUGGGAGCGGGGGCCUCAGUAGCUAUCAAUGGCCUUCAGGCCUCACCGGGACCCUCUUUGAAGAAAGAUGACCUGACCCCACCGAUUAUGGCUGCAAGACCUUCCAUGGCGCUGGCUCUGGGUCAGCAGCAGGUUGCUGGCUUGGCCAGAGCUGCCACACUGGAGCAGCUUAGAGAAAAGCUGGAGACCGGUGGUGGAGAGGGGCCAGAGAGGAAGAUGGCCCGCCUGGCAGAAGAGCAACAGCGCCUGAUGCAGCAGGCUUUCCAGCAUAACCUACUGGCCAUGGCUUCCCAUAUGCCUAUGAACCUGCGUCUGGGAGCCCCUGCUAUGCCUACCAGAGGAACCCUGUUCGCCCAGAAGUCUGGUGGGGCCCCGGGGCCAUCUGUGUCUGCUGCUACUGCUACUGCUGUUUCAGCCUCCCCUGCUGGAACCAGCGCAAGCUUUGGUUUUUCCGCACCUCAGGCCCAGAGCCUCAGCCCCGCAUCCUCCUCCUCCUCCAAGGGUCCCGGCUCGGCUGAGCCGACCCCCACCGGGUCACCCUAA
Molecule: messenger RNA, 2059 nt
Organism: Neolamprologus brichardi
Lineage: Eukaryota; Metazoa; Chordata; Actinopteri; Cichliformes; Cichlidae
Source: RefSeq, a predicted model, not a curated record